GGGUUGCUGUUGGGCGGUCUGACGUCUGUCAGUGUUUGUAGCUAAUGUUUAGAAAAUUUAAUUCGUACUAGGAGCAAAGUUAACGUGUUUAUAGUGUGGCGUCUCCCCUGUGUUACACUUGCCUCAUCGUAAAAUCUUCGUGGUAUGGGUGUGGCCGGUGGUGAGGGGCCGUGUGUGUCCCCAUUGUAGGCGCCGUCACGGCGGGGGACAUCAAGCCCACUGUCUGCAGGGUGGUCAUUUACCUACAGAGGGACAUGUCAGGGGACAGCUGUCUGCGCCAGCUGAGCCCGUCGGCCGGGUCUGCUCCGCCCAGCUCCUCGGCCGUCCGUCCGAAGACCAAGACCUGCAGCUACAGGAGCGCAGCGGGCCUGGGCAACAAGUAUGUGCGUCUGAAUGUGGGCGGCACCCUCUACUACACCACUCUGCAGGUGCUCACGCGGCAGGACACCAUGCUCAAGGCCAUGUUCAGCGGAAGGAUGGAGGUGUUCACCGACAAGGAAGGCUGGAUCCUGAUUGACCGCUGUGGGAAGCACUUUGGUGCCAUCCUGAGCUACCUGAGAGAUUCCACUGUGGUCCUGCCCAAGAGCCAACAGGGCAUCCGUGAGCUGUUGGCUGAGGCCAAGUACUACCUCAUCCAGGAGCUGGCGGACAUCUGCGAGAGCGCUCUGCAGGAGGAAAGGCUUCAGGCGCUCUGUGUGGUUCCGGUGAUCACCUCUCUGAAGGAGGAGGAGCGGCUCAUUCAAGCCUGCAGCAGGCCUGUGGUGAAACUGCUCUACAACAGAAGCAACAACAAGUACUCCUACACCAGUAAUUCGGAUGACAACCUGUUGAAGAACAUGGAGCUGUUUGAUAAGCUCUCGCUGAGCUACAGUAGAAGAGUCCUCUUCAUUAAGGAUGUCCUUGGGGAUGAAAUUUGCUGCUGGUCCUUCUACGGGCAGGGCCGCAAGCUGGCGGAGGUGUGCUGCACCUCCAUUGUCUAUGCCACGGAAAAGAAACAGACCAAGGUGGAGUUCCCGGAGGCACGCAUCUACGAGGAGACGCUAAAUGCGCUCCUGUACGAGACGCUGCCUGUACCAGACAACUCUCUGCUGGAGGCAACACGUCGGCGUGCCCAGUGCGGCUCCCACAGCGAGGAGGAGGAGUGUGGGGAGAUCAGGGAGCGUGUUCGCCGCAUCCACGUCAAGAGGUACAGCACCUACGACGACCGGCCGCCUCUGGGCCUCUAGCUGCCUCGAUGCCAAAUAUCCGGCCCAUUUCGGAGGGAUCCGACCUUCUUGCCAUACAUCCCUGGAGAGAUGGACUAACAUCCUCGUCGCUUCACGGGCUUACUUCCGUUUCCACAGUGCCUGUGUGAAGCACACGCCACCUGAGCCUUCAUACACAGGUGAGAAAUUAUAGUGGCCAUCUCAUGGAUUCACUCUGAGGCCGUGGACCUCCUUCCUGUGUGUCAUUUAGACCAGUGUGAUUCAGGGAGUGUUUCACAACCAGUAAAACUCCAUAAAAUACAUCAUGCAAUCAAACAUUGCCAUAACUGAAAUAAAAUUCUGAAGUGCUCUGAAAAUGUAUUCCUUUUAAGAUCUGAUAUUAGGUUUUUGACUCACAACAAUUUAGAAUAAUUAUUAGCAUUUAAUGAAUGCAGAACUACUACACAGGCAUACAUUUUUCUCAUUUUAAAAUUGGUGUGCUAGACUAAAUCUCUUUCAGCAAAUUUGAUUUUUUUUAUUUUGUUUUCUUUUUUAGUUUAGUUUAAAGUACAUUUAUUGCUGAUCCCUUUAAAGACUGUUUUUCUUAAGUGAUUUGUUGUCUUCAUCUGUUUGGAGAGGCCUGCCAUAAUUGAAAUGACUGCUCUAUUUUGAAAUAUGCCCGGAGUAAUGGCCCGAUGGCAUUUUCCAUCACUGCUGCCUCUGAAUGAGACACAUCAUUCUUUGGUGGGAUGACAUUCUGUAUUUCCACUCUGGUGGGGUAUGAUGUGAAUUGCAUUUAGACCAAUCAGAUUCAAGACCAACUACGGUCAUGCGCUGCUUAAUGACACUUCGCAUAACGACUGACCGCAUAUAUGGCGGUGGUUCCGUAAGAUAAUGGAGCUGAAAAAUUCUUAUCAUCUAGCGACGUCGUAGCCGUGGUAACAUCGUAGCGCAGUGUGUUAGUGGUGGUGCGGCUGUAAACAAACCUAGUGCGCUGCCAGUCGUAUAGAAGUAUGGCACAU
This is a messenger RNA of Scleropages formosus (Asian bonytongue), 2206 nucleotides long. It is a transcript of the gene tnfaip1, whose product is annotated as tumor necrosis factor, alpha-induced protein 1 (endothelial). Gene Ontology annotation, cellular component: Cul3-RING ubiquitin ligase complex. The record is from RefSeq and is a predicted model, not a curated record. The transcript has 7 exons. The coding region runs from base 255 to 1226 and encodes 323 amino acids. NCBI's taxonomy places the organism in Eukaryota, Metazoa, Chordata, Actinopteri, Osteoglossiformes, Osteoglossidae. Gene Ontology annotation, molecular function: ubiquitin-protein transferase activity; protein binding. Gene Ontology annotation, biological process: protein ubiquitination; protein homooligomerization; proteasome-mediated ubiquitin-dependent protein catabolic process.